Molecule: messenger RNA, 993 nt
Organism: Elephantulus edwardii (Cape elephant shrew)
Lineage: Eukaryota; Metazoa; Chordata; Mammalia; Macroscelidea; Macroscelididae
Gene: HOXB13
Product: homeobox B13
Exons: 2
Coding region: 139-993 (284 amino acids)
Biological process (GO): regulation of transcription by RNA polymerase II
Molecular function (GO): DNA-binding transcription factor activity, RNA polymerase II-specific; RNA polymerase II cis-regulatory region sequence-specific DNA binding
Source: RefSeq, a predicted model, not a curated record
GGCCGAGCGAAUGCAGGCGCCUGGCGAGCUGCGAGCGAUUUAAAACGCUUUGGAUUCCCUGGGCCUGGGAGGGGAGAGCGAGCUGAGUACCCCCUGUCUCCCCCACUCCCGGCACCCCAUGAGCCGACCCUCGGCCCCAUGGAGCCUGGCAAUUAUGCCACCUUGGACGUGGCCAAGGAUAUCGAAGGCUUGCUGGGAACCGGAGGGGGUCGCAGUCUGGUUGCCCAUUCCCCACUAACCAGCCACCCAGCGGCGUCAGCACUGAUGCCCGCUGCCAACUAUGCCCCCCUGGAUUUGCCAGGCUCUGCAGAGCCGCCGAAGCAGUGCCAUCCAUGCCCCGGGGUGCCCCAGGGGGCGUCUCCAACUCCGGUGCCUUAUGGCUACUUCGGAGGCGGGUAUUACUCCUGCCGAGUGUCCCGGAGCUCGCUGAAACCCUGCGCCCAGGCAGCCACUCUGACUGCCUACCCCGCAGAGACCCCCGCGGCUGGGGAGGAGUACUCCAGCCGCCCCACCGAGUUUGCCUUCUAUCCUGGGUACCCCGGACCCUACCAGCCUAUGGCCAGUUACCUGGAUGUGUCGGUGGUGCAGACUCUGGGUGCCCCAGGAGAGCCUCGCCACGACUCUCUGCUGCCCGUCGACAGUUACCAGCCCUGGGCCCUUGCUGGUGGCUGGAACAGCCAGAUGUGUUGCCAGGGAGACCAGAACCCACCCGGACCCUUCUGGAAGGCGGCGUUUGCAGACGCGAAUGCGCAGCACCCGCCUGAUGGCUGCGCCUUCCGCAGAGGCCGAAAGAAGCGCAUUCCGUACAGCAAGGGGCAGCUACGCGAGCUGGAACGUGAGUACGCAGCCAACAAGUUCAUUACCAAGGACAAGAGGCGCAAGAUUUCGGCGGCCACCAGCCUCUCCGAGCGCCAGAUCACCAUCUGGUUUCAGAACCGCAGGGUCAAGGAGAAAAAGGUGCUGGCCAAGGUCAAGACUAGCGCUACCCCUUGA